Messenger RNA from Zea mays, 1544 nucleotides. RefSeq lists its product as uncharacterized. Bases 231 to 1259 code for a protein of 342 amino acids. Lineage: Eukaryota; Viridiplantae; Streptophyta; Magnoliopsida; Poales; Poaceae. Gene Ontology annotation, molecular function: DNA binding. The transcript has 7 exons. The record is from RefSeq and is a predicted model, not a curated record.
GUCGACACGAGCGAACUCCAGGAUAAGGUCUGGCCAGGCUGCUCGUCCCGUCCUCCUCUCGUGGUCUUCCAGAAGCCAUGGCCGCCGCCGCCGUCCACUGUUCCAGGUGGGGAAGGGUGCUGUGGGAACAACAGGGGAACUCGAAUCCCUGGCCACGGGCACGGCCGCCACUCAGCAGUACACAGGAGUAGAGUAGUCUGGAGUCAGGACCCAGGAGACGAUGCAGGACAAUGACGCGCAUAGAGAAUGUACAGUGCACUACAUAUACUAAGGCAUACGUUCCUUUGAGCUCUGGCGCUUACUCAAGGAAAAAACCAACUUGCCACAAGUAUUGUGCAUCGGUGGAGCUUACUUGGAAACCAUGCCGACUAGUUGGAUAUCGGGAUUUUCGACUGAAAGAGCUAGCUUGCCAACAAUUGGCCCAUGGAGUGGAUGAACAAUAUCCUGUGAAAAGUAGCACUGUGGAGCAAGCUCAGGACCGCCAGCCCUGUCUGCCACAAGGUGAUGCUUACUUCGCUGGCCUGUCGAAGAAAGAAAUCGAGAGAAGGCGGAAGAUUGGCGCUGCCAACAAGGGGAAGGUUCCCUGGACAAAAGGCAGGAAAUGGAGUGAAGAGCACAAGAAGGUCAUCAGGCAACGGACUGCUGAAGCUCUGAGAGAUCCCAAGAUCAGGAAGAAAAUGUUAGGGCACCGUCAGCUACAUAGACAAACAAGCAAAGACAAGAUAAGUGCGGCGCUGAGGACGGUCUGGGAGAGGCGGAUCGUUUCUGUCCGAUCCAGACAGAAGGUUCUGCAGAUCUGGUCCAACAGUAUAGCUGAAGCAGCAAAGAACGGUGGUCACGGCCAAGAUAUGCUUGGCUGGGACAGCUACGAGAGGAUCAAGUCAGAGAUGGUAUCUACGUUCCUGUGGAUCAAGGAGAGGGGACGUAUGGUGAAGAAGCUUGAAAGGGCCGUGGCAAAAAUAGCUGCCAAGAGGCUUCAAGUGGUACGGAGAAGGGAAGAACAGGCCACAAGGAUGAAGAAGCUGAAACCUGACUGUCAGACGUUGCUGCAAAACGCGGACCGUCAACCAGCAAGAGUGGUAGUAUCUGCAAGGCCAAAGCUUAAGGAGAGGCUAGCUAAGUGGCACGGUCGAAAGAAAGAGCUCGAGACAGUGAUAAGUUCACGGGCAAGGAAAAGAGGAUUGCGAAAUCCACCACGAAGGCAAAUGGCAGCAGAAAGCCUCGAGGCUCUGUCAACUUCGGCUGCAGGAGCACCAUAGGAAGGAUGGGCAUGUACCCUAGCUACUGAGCAGCUGGGAGCUCGUAGUCGCCUUAUAGAGAAGCAGAAGCCCAUGCCUAAUGACCAAUUCAUUAGGCAGGCACGGGGUUUUUUGUUUGCGUUGCUGAAACUACGUGUAGUAAUUUUUGUUUUAUAGCCUUAUUAGGCUUUCUGUCAAAGGAACAUGUUUAUGCUCCCUCCAAUGAAACUACGUGUAACAUGAUUUAUGGGUACAAAAAAUAAAUGUACUAGAAAAAUACAGUUAAAAAACAUUUGAAUACCACUA